Messenger RNA from Schistosoma turkestanicum, 717 nucleotides. NCBI's taxonomy places the organism in Eukaryota, Metazoa, Platyhelminthes, Trematoda, Strigeidida, Schistosomatidae. The record is from the annotation of a GenBank genome assembly.
AUGUACUUAGUCAGUCAAGGUAAUCAGAAUAAAAAAUUAUUACCAGUAGAAGAAAACUUCGCCUAUAAAAGUUCACAUUUCUCACAUGAAAUUCAUAUAACCACCAGCUAUUUUUGGAUAAUUCAUUUCGAUACAGAUAAUGAAGCACUUAUCAAUGAAUAUUUUUCAUCAGAAAAAGUUGAUCAAGCUGCUGAACAUUGUCUACGUUUAAUUGGUAGUAAAACAAUGGUAUCAUCACAUGAUACCAAUCCGAAUUAUCACAAUAAUCCUGAUGAAAGUACACUAAGUUAUACAGCACGUAAAUUAAAAUGGCGACUUUGCAUUCUCAAAGAAUUGGAUCGUAUUAAUCGUGGUUUAUAUUCAUGGAAUAUUGGUUCAUUAUUUCAAUAUCAUAAAGAUACCGAUACAGAAGAAUAAAUUCACUUAAACAUGAAAUUAAAACGAUUAAAACAACAGAAAAAAAUACUUACCAACAGAAAAAAACAAUACAAAAACGAUUUAACAAACAAACUCUAUUUUCCUUUUCAACAACAAUCUUAAACACCAUUGUUUCGUUUAUAAAAUAAAAACUAAAGUAAAAAUGAUGAAGAUAUUACUUGUAAAAUUGUGAUGAAUUUUGUAACUGAUAAAUAUUAUUCUCUAUGAAUAAUUUUUUUUUCUCUUCCCGUCUAAUGUUUACUCAUACAUAUAAAUAUUGAUAUAAAUAAAAAAUGUUUC